AUGCGCCCCGGUCUUCAGCUCGUCACGUGCCCGACGGAUUCGGGCUACCGCGACCGUAUCUUCCUCCCCAUCGGCAGCCUCGCGCUCCUCGAGGGCACCGCGCUCGACCCUUAUGGACGCGACCCCUCCCUUCCCAAGGCGCUCUGUGUAUUUUUUCUCAGCGGCGACGCGCACGAGUCCAUGUCGGUGACGAGCGUGAGCGACGAUGCUCGACUCGCGGUGAGAUCCCUGGACGAUGAGUGGGGCGAGCGACGCAGGGUGCUGGCGAAGGGGGGAGACUCCGAGGUUCUCGGCUUCGGCGACUUCGUGGAGUUCGCGUGUGACGAGGAUCCCAUGCUGUCCACGUGGGUUUACCAGUACGUGCACUUCUCCGACCGAUGCGGCGCUUGCGAAGGGUGCGUUCACGGCGGAAAGUGCUUCGAUUCGACCCCCCUUCCGCCUUCGCCGUUCCUCGCGCCGUCUCCGCCGUGGCUUCCCAGGCUCUCCUUCGAUCUGACUUUCCUCGAGAACGAGAACCGAACCGCGAGCAUAAGCGUGCAACUCGUCAAAGGCCAACCCCGACUCAUGCGAUGGGCCGACGGCGGGACGUCGGUGGUGUUCACGUACGGAGGGAGCGACGCGUUGUGGCUCCUUUGCCUCGGCGAUUCCCCCGUGGUGCUGCACGACAAGAGCGCUAUCGGGGGAACUUCUCGCGUCGUGCCGAGAAACUCUCAGUCCAAGAUCGACCCCGACACGAUCCUCGAGCUUCAGCCGGGGUUCAAGUGCGAGUUGCGCGACGUCGCCAUCGACUGGGCACCGAGAGAAGACACCGGCGGCGACGUUCGUGACACGAACCCCCGGCGUCAGGAUACCAACCCUCCAAAGAAGGACGGUCGAAGGCGAUGCGGCGCGUGCGAAGGGUGCGUUCACGGGGGAAAGUGCCUCGUCAUACAGGCCAAGUGGCGGCGGAUCAAAGAACAGAAGGAGGAGACACGAAAACGACGGAGGGAGACGAACGGCGGCGGCAGCGACAGCGAGGCUUCGGAAAACGAGGACCCGGACGACCCCGAGGAGGUCGCCGCCGCGGAGAUGCACCACGCUGAGGCCACGGGCACCCUGUGCGCGGCGGGUCUCCCGGGUCUCGCCCACUUCCGGGGCGUGGUGUGCUCCAUCGAGCUCCGAAACCAGCGCGCGGGGAUCAUCGAGCGGACGCGCGCGAUGAAGAGGAAGCUGCUUCGGGACUUCGCGAUCGACUACGCGAUCGGUGGCCGCAUCGGCGGCGAGAACGAAAAGGCGACGGUAAAGGUGGAAUCCUCGCCGGCGUCUUUUUCGAUCAAGGCCGAUGACGAGCCCCUCGGCGUCCUCGCGAACGCGGCGAUCGAGGAGGUGAGCACGAAAAUCUCGAGGUACGGGGACGAGGACUUCCCCAUCGAAUUGAAUUGA
Micromonas commoda is the source of this 1422-nucleotide messenger RNA. RefSeq lists its product with no specific name. Bases 1 to 1422 code for a protein of 473 amino acids. Lineage: Eukaryota; Viridiplantae; Chlorophyta; Mamiellophyceae; Mamiellales; Mamiellaceae. The transcript is spliced from 2 exons. The record is from RefSeq and is a predicted model, not a curated record.